This is a messenger RNA of Chelonus insularis, 10760 nucleotides long. RefSeq names its product polypyrimidine tract-binding protein 1 heph (gene heph). Lineage: Eukaryota; Metazoa; Arthropoda; Insecta; Hymenoptera; Braconidae. The record is from RefSeq and is a predicted model, not a curated record. Gene Ontology annotation, molecular function: mRNA binding. The transcript is spliced from 15 exons. Gene Ontology annotation, cellular component: nucleus. Gene Ontology annotation, biological process: mRNA processing; regulation of RNA splicing. The coding region runs from base 2750 to 4492 and encodes 580 amino acids.
AGAUCCGUCAGUUGUGUCAAGCUAGGCGAUCGAGUAGGACGCUCUUUAAUCGUUCCACCUCCAAAUUUCUCUCCCAACCGCCCGCCUGUUUGCUAACCGGAGCCACGCGCGCACAAAUCACAAUAAUUAACAAUCACUGCAACCACUUACGCCCUGUCAUCACCGUCAUCUUCACUACUGUCGCCCACAACUGUCAACACUUCAUCGCUCAAGCCUAUCGCAGUCACCGCCGUCUGUCACCAUCAUUCUACGUCUCUAUUCGAGUACAUAGGUCGAAUUCAAUCAAGAAACUGUAAUACAUGUAUAUAUAAAGAUCAAAUAACUACUGGAAAAGGGAGCAACUGUACAUACAUAGACAUAUAUAUAUAUAUAUAUUACUUAUUUAUAUAUCAUCAAACAAUAAGAAGGCUUUUUAUUUCGAGCGUGCGUGCACAUGUGGAAUUGUGUGUGUGACGUAAGACAGCAGUAUACUCUACUUUGAAAACUAAAACACACCGAACGAGACAAGACGUCGCGUGUUCUCUGUAAUCACGUGCCACGCCGUCUUGCCGGACAUUGCUUGAGCAAUUUUAACAGGGUGGCGCGAACAAAUUAUUACCAAGUGAAAAGCAGAUCACAUUCAUCAAGCUUUUCCAUCGUUAGUUGGUGUUUUUUGUUUCAUUUUGUUCAUUGAGUGAAAUUAACUGAUAUAUUUCCUUUUAAUGUUAUUGUUGAUUUUUUCAAUUAUAUUCAACGACUGGUGGCUUUUUUAAUGACACUUACAUUAGACAAACGUCGUACGAGCUUUAUUCUAUUUGAAUUAAUAUUACUAUCAACUAAUAAUCAUCAACAAAUAAAUAAAUAAUUAAAAGUGAAAAAGAAGAAGAAGGUAAAUAUAAAAAUUUUCAUUGACAAGAAACGCGUCAAGACAAUCAAGAGUAUUUAUUAUUAACUUGUCAGUUAGUCUAUAGAAGGAACGGCAAUAUAUAGAUAGAUGAUUUAACCAAGAAGAAAAUAAACAACAAAAUUUUGUUGAUGAGUGUGAGAGGAAUAUGUAAUGGUAACUUGUCGUGUAGGAGUUACGAAUAUCACUGCAUACUCUCACGCUCUGCUAUUUAGUAGCGAGCGUAAAAAAGGGAAAAUAAAUAUAUCAACGUCUAUACAUAUAAUAGGUCUGUGUACCUACGAAUAAAUUUGCACAUAUCUGUACUGUAGUGUGUGAGCAGAAAAAAGCCAGUCUUCAUCUCUGCUUUAUCAUUUUUAUCUGCACUGACUGCAUUUAUCUUUUUUCUUUGUUAUCUCUGUCUUUUUUUAUCAAAGAGAGUACUCUUCUUAUUGACUGAGCGCGUGGUCUCAUUUCGCGAUUGACCUUGCAACGCCGAAGGACAAAAGAGCAUAAAAGCACCAGGAACGAACGCCACCUUGUGACAAUCAUAUCUCAGUGUCUCUCUUUACUCUUCUCCCUCUCUCAAUACACUUUUUGACACUUGAAUAUAUAUAAAUAAAUAUAAAUAUAUUUAUCAGAAAUCCCGCUCAAUCGCACGUACAAAAUUAAAUUUACAAAUUUAAAUAACAAAAUAUAUGCAAUUGAUGGAAAAUAGACAAAAAAAUAGCAAUUGAUAUUGUGUAAAUAAGUUAAUGAAUGCGACAAGAGGUAGUAGUUGAGAAGAUAAAAACAAAGUAUAUUGAAAUAGUUCCAAUUCGUGUACCUACGUCGUUUCAAUUAAUUUAUGUAAGCGUGAUUGACAAUCAUAGCUUUGCGCGUGAUUAAGAAAUUAAUAUCAGCGGAGAUUAAACUCCCUACUAUAUUUUCUCUAGUCACAAUUGUCUCCUCAUACUCUUGCUGAUUCUCAUCAAUUUCCCAGUGCCAUUUGUGCUAUGAAAAACAUACCAAUUGAUCAUCAUUUGUAUAAAUAAAAACACCACUGAGGAAGGAAAGGUAAACACUUGACAUUAUCAGAGACUAAAAAUUCCAAUUUUGCCGUAGAUACAUGUCAUGAAUAAUUGAUUAGGAUUUUAACAAUAAUAAUAAUAAUAAUAAUAAGUGUGUGUGUAUAUGUAACCCAUAAAUGGUAGUAGCUGACAAAUAAAUAGAUUGAGACUGGAUUCAUUGGUGUGUAAGCUUAACAACAUCACCAAGUAAAGUACGGGAAGCUUAAGUGAGAGUAAGAUUGAAAGAAGCAAGAAGAGAGAGAGAGUAGGACAAGGAUAACAGGCCACGGAAAUAAGAGUGGAGGUAGGAGGUAACAAAGUGUCGUGGCAAACAACAAGUGGACCUCGAGAGUUCAGGGCAACAAUAAAUUUGUUGGAGAAUCAGUUGAAACCACUUGACAAACAUUCGUUGGCCGAACAAGCAACAAGCGUCGUGGCAAUUGCAACUCUACUGAGAGCUCGGGCGGUAAUCAUCAACGCCUGGGAACGUUGCUAUCAAUUGAAUCAAAAUAAGCCGGGCGAGCACGACAACGUGAGCGCCGCCGAAGGAGGCUCCACCGCCAUCACCACGUAUUUUCAUUCGUAUUCGUUUGUGCCGGGAGGUGCGGUACCCCUGCCACCGGCCCUGCACAACACGCAUCCGGGAUUUACCGGUGGUCAUCACUUGUUUGGUCAGCAGGGUUGCAGUCUUGCCUGCACCUGCACCUGCACCUGUACCGCAAGCAUCGUCUCGGCAGCUGCCGCAGCUCACCAUCCUCAAUUACAUCAGCAUCAUCGUGCCCUUGGCACAGCCUCCGCCACGGUUCUCCUCCAGCCCGUCGAACAAAUCAAGGACGCCAUGGUGAGUGUCCCCAUGAGUGAAUUUCUGCAACGAGUAACGAGCACAUUUGACCUGCGGAGAGGAAGUGAUGAACUCCUAUCACAAAGUGGUGCUGUUAAUAAUGGUGCAUCAAUGAGUCCGCAGCCACAUCAUGCUACUGACAACAAUAAUGAUGCAAAGAAGGCCAAAUUGGACAAGAGUCAUAAUGGCAAACCAUCCAGAGUCAUUCACAUCAGAAAUAUCAGUCAUGAAGUUUCAGAAUCUGAGAUCAUCAAUCUUGGCAUGCCUUUUGGUAGAGUGACCAACGUUCUCGUGCUCAAAGGAAAAAAUCAGGCAUUCUUAGAAAUGGCUGAUGAAAAUGCAGCAACGACGAUGGUUGGUUAUUAUGCAUCAAGCGGAGCAGCAUUGAGAGGACGUGCUGUCUAUGUUCAAUUCAGUAAUCAUCGGGAACUCAAGACUGACCAGGCUCACAGCAACGCGGUCAGUAGUCCCACCACAAACAUCAUCGCCAAUACGCCCAACAACUCAAACACGCAAGUGGCAUUACAAGCAGCGGGUGAAACACAAGGAGGACCAAACACUGUAUUAAGAGUUAUCAUAGAGCACAUGAUUUAUCCUAUUACGUUGGACGUACUUCAUCAGAUAUUUACACGCUUUGGCAAGGUUUUAAAAAUUGUUACAUUCACCAAGAACAGUACAUUUCAAGCGCUCAUACAGUACUCGGAUACAAUAGCGGCACAGAAUGCUAAAUUGACUCUUGAUGGACAAAACAUUUACAAUUCCUGUUGCACACUCCGUAUUGACUUCAGCAAGAUGCAGAGCCUCAACGUAAAGUACAAUAAUGACAAAUCAAGAGACUAUACAAAUCCAACAUUGCCUACAGGUGAUCCCAAUCUGGAUGCAGCAUCGCUUGCACUUGGGGGUGAAUUGCUUCCCCAGCUUCUUCUUGGCGCAGCUGGCACACAGCCACGAGCACGUUUACCUGUAGAGUCAAUUACAGGGGCGCCGAGCGUCCUAGCAUCGCCAUUCGCUGCGAUGCACGGGCUACCAUCACCACUUGGAGGACCUUACGGUAAUGGUGUAGCACCAGGUGGAGGAAUAGCUGGUCUUGGUGGAUUUAGUCUUGGUGCUGGUGCUUUGGGUGUCAGAGUUCCAGGCAGUCCACAAAUAUCUUCAGUGUUGCUCGUCACCAAUCUUAAUGAGGAGAUGGUCACGCCUGACGCUCUCUUUACCCUGUUUGGCGUUUAUGGGGAUGUACAACGUGUGAAGAUUCUUUAUAACAAAAAAGAUUCAGCCCUCAUUCAAAUGGCUGAACCUCAUCAGGGUCAUUUAGCAAUGACUCAUAUGGACAAGCUCAAAGUGUUUGGAAAACAAAUUAGAGUCAUGUUUAGUAAACAUCAAACUGUACAAUUACCAAAGGAGGGCCAACCAGAUGCGGGUUUAACCAAGGAUUACACCAAUAGUCCUCUACAUAGAUUCAAAAAGCCGGGUUCUAAAAAUUACCAGAAUAUCUAUCCACCAAGCGCAACUUUACAUUUAUCAAACAUUCCUGCCACUGUAACUGAGGAUGAAAUAAAGGAUGCUUUUACGCAGAACGGUUUUACGGUAAAAGCCUUCAAGUUUUUCCCGAAGGAUAGAAAGAUGGCCCUCAUUCAGAUGCCUAGUAUGGAUGACGCAGUGGCAGCUCUCAUUAAAAUGCACAACUAUCAGCUUAGCGAGUCUAACCAUCUGCGAGUUUCCUUUUCAAAAAGUAACAUCUAACAAGAGAGAUCAUACUUCGAGGCUCAGUGGUUGCAGCCGUACACCCUUGUUCACUACUGGCAUUCUAGUACUCUGUAUGACUGAUAAAUCUACUGACUUCACAAAUGGUUCAACGAUGGAUUUUCUAUUGGUACUACAAACCCUUUACCAUCUUAACAAAGCUAGAAACUCGCCCAUUCGUCAAUGUCCUUUGACCGUAACAAUUCAGGGAAAGCUUGAUCCUCUUCUAGGUGCUUUGCGGUUUUGUUGGUCAGGUUGUCACAUUCCGAGACAGAACAAAUGCGUGUAGUUUGCGAAACAUGUUGCCUGAUUACUUUUUUUAUUUAUUUACUCGACAAAGCGAAAGACGUGAAAAAUAUUUGAAAGAAUAAUCCUUUUAAAAGGAAAAUAUGACACAGUUUUGUCACUUUCUGGAUAAUUCUGGCCUUUAUGAAAGAGCUUUAUCAAGUUUCUAACAGUUUCGAAUUCUCUGGUAGUUAUUUUGAUUGUCUGAUUGAAAUUGUAAUGGAAAUUAGCUCAACGUUUUGACAAAUUAUGUAAGUUCCUACUUCGAGAUUGUUGUUUCCAAAGAAUCACAAUUAUCUCGUGUUUAAAUGGAUCUGAUGAACUUGCAUGUGAAGAGAAUACGGAAGAAGGGCUUGCCGAAUUAAUCAGUUUAAUUAAACUCUUGUACAGAAUCCACAUGUAUAUCAUAAGAUACAUAUAUAUUUUACAAGUAAAUCGGCCGCACUAGCGCCCACAAUUACUGGUGAUUAUUAUUAUUAUUAUUAUCGUUAACAUUAUUAUUAUUAAUGUUAUUAUAAUUACUAGAAUAAUAAUAUUAAUAAUACUGAUAAAAUGUUUAUCAUUAUUAAUAAUAUUAUUCAUUAAGAUUUUUUUAAGUAUUGUGAGACAGAUGAGAGGUUCUUGUUAUUUAAAACCAUAUAAUUAACUUAUAUUAUCAGGCAGUCUCCAUGGCUUUUUCAAGGUGCUACUAUCGUUUUAUUAUGCUAAUGAAUGAUUCCUGGUAUUUUGUAAUUAAACGAUAGCCGCAGCCAUUGAGAAUGUUUUGAUACAAGUGAUGAAAUGAAAAUGAUUUUCUGUGACAUGAUCUAUUUUGAACUGGUAAAUAUCCAGUAUUUCAUAGUCAAUCGUUGCAUUAAACGUUGACAGUGAACUUUUCAUUAAAAUGUUAACUGAAGUAAUACAAGACGAUCGUGCUAUUAUUUACAUAAAUUAGCACAUCUGAGGUACAAAAUAAAUCAAAUCAAUCAAAUUCUUUAACCGUCUUUUGUUCACUGGCAAUGUGCACGAUUCUGACUGCAGCUAAAUACAAGAAAUUUUAUUAUUUAUAACUUUUGAUUAAAAAUAAGUAUUACACGCACACACAAUCGCCGAUACAUCAAAGUAUACAAACGAACAUUUUAUUUUUAGUUUUUCCAUUUUAUUUCUAUUUUAGAUAAAGAGUAUAGGUUUUUAGUGAUAUUGUAAAAUAGAUGAAAUGAUAACGAGUAAUCGUUUAACAUAUCGUCGUUCCAAGUUUGAAUCUAAACAGACACGUUUGAAUAUUUUGUUGCACUACAAACUUGACAGAGAUUGAAGGAUCAAUGUAAUUAUACAAGAGCUUGAAUAUGAUUUAUUUUAUGACAAAUUAAAAAAGAAAAAUGUUUCACAGAUGUUUACGUUUUAAUAAAAAAAAUGAAUACCGUCUUCCAUCGGCAGCUCAAUUGCUCCAUUUACUAUUUUCCUUCAGUCUUUGCUCGUGUCGGUUUUGUGACAAAUCGAGAUUUCAAACGAGGUGAUCAUGAAUCUGGAAAUAUAUAGUCGUGUAAGAUAUCAGUACGUGCAUAGAUGCAUUAUGAUAGUUAACAGAACGUAGUUAUUUAAGACAGGCCCAGAAGGAAAAUUCUGAAUCAUGAUAAAAAGAUAAAAAAUGAUAAAUAUUUUAUUCUCAACUGGCCUGAUGAUAUAUAAUGAAAAAGUAACAUUUUAAUAGCCUCGAUUCAUAAUUUUUUUCUUAAACCCAAGUAUCAUUAAAAGUUGAUAGUAAAAUGAAAAACAAAAAAAAAAGAGAAAUGCGAUAAAUUUUAUUGUAAAAGUAUUGAAGACGUUUGAAGAUUAUAUCCUAUAAUUAAAAAAAAUUUUAAGUAACAAUAAUACGUGAUAAUGUCGUUUUCGACAAUUUCCAACAGUAAAAAAAACUCGAUUUAUUGUCGCAACUAGAUAAGUUUGUAGAAUGCUCCAAGUAUUUUGCGACAGUAUUCGGGCAAGUCGCGAAUUUAAGCUAAAAAGCAAACUCAAUCUUUAUAAUACGCUAAGCAAACUGUACAUUUUGUCUAACCGAUAUGACAUGCUCUGUUGGAGUCAAUUACAUUUCAAUGGUACUGUAAAAAAAAGCGCGUGAAUAACUGUGUAAAUGGGAAUGAAAGCGAAUAUUGAAUGUUUGAAUAAUUAAACAGAAAAAAAAAAUAAAAAAUUAUAUUAUAAGCGAGUGCCGGCCCGGGCAGUAGUAAUUGUGCCAAACUAGGCUAAUUCUUAAUUUUUUAAUGGGACGUACAUUGGUGAUACCUAUAAAGAACUGAGUAAUAUUUGCUAAUCCGGAAACUAUGUAUUUGUAUUGACCAAUUUGCGUACAAAUAAUACGCAUUUAAACAUCAUCAGCCGGCAUGAGCGAACGGGGCCAGUCUUUAAAUCUAUGAUCUGUAUUUUUAGAAUCUCCAAUCGUAAACUACCCUUUUACUUUCACAUUUAAUUGUGUCAUUAAAUAAUCUUAAACAUUCUUCUUAUCCGGAAUUGAUUUAUGCUUUUAUAAUUAGAAACACGAAUAAUGUCUCCAAACACCUUAUAGCAUGCGCACAAACGAAAUAAUCAUAGUAUUAUUUUGCAUACAACGGCGAUUAUUUUUAUUAUAUUUUUAACUGCUUAAAUUUAUUAAUUAUGUUUGCUAUUAUUGUAAUGAUUUUAAUCAUAAUUAUUCUUAUUAUUACUGUAACUAUUAUAACAAUUUUUCUUAUUUUAUAUUUUUACUUUUUAAUUGUCUUUUACUUUGAAUCAUUCAAUAUACCAUUUUUAUUCUUUUUUUGUCUUAUCCCUUGGUGCGCAUUUCACCUCCUUCCUUAAUUAUUAAUCAUUUUCGUGCUUCCCAUGUAAUUUUAACAACCAUAUAUUUAUUAUCGAUUUUACUUUAUUUUUUUUUUUUUUUGUAUUUUCAUAUUAAUCAGUGUGCGCGAAAUAAACUUCCUAAUUACUUUUUUAUAAAAAUCAAACAAAAUGUUAUCAUAAAUUCGCAUUAUAUUUUCAUACAAAUUAUUGUGUCAUAAAAUGUAACAAAUAAAAAUGAAUUCCUUUUAAAUAUUUAAUCAAUAAUUAACAACUAAUUAUAUUAAAGAGAUUCUAUUAAUGUCAGACACAAUAUCUCAGUUUUGUUUUAUUAAAAAAAAUACAGGGUGGUUAAAAGUUCUUCCGUUUUUAUUAUUUGAAAAAUUUUUUAAUAGAAAAUAAAUAAUGAGAAUACGCCCUGUAUAAAUAAUUAGCUGGAUUGAGGGGGGCCGAUGUGAGAGUUGGAAUAGCCAGCACUCGCUAAGUGGUGUAACAAAUAUAUUAAGUGAAAAAAAAAUUUUAAUGUCAGCAGGCCGUGAGUCUAUUGAUCGUACCUUACAAGAAAGGACAAAUAUAAAGAGAGAAAAAAAAUAGGGAAGAUGAGACAAUUUUAUUUAGACUGAAAGUAUGCGCGUUGAGAAAGUUCAAAAGAUUUCAUACCCAGAUAAUUAUAGAUAAAAUUUAUUUACUGGCCAAUUGUGUAUAAAGUAUAAAAAAAAAUCAAUUUCAUAUUGCAACAUCUUUAUUUGUGUAUUUUAACGGGUAAAUUCAGCACGCGCGCGUAUACCCCUUAAGAUAUAUUUGAUAUAUUUAAUGAUGAUGGGGGGUAUGUCUCAGGUGCAAAACGGCUGCAUUUCUAUAUUAUAUAUAUUUUAUUAAUAAGUGAUUAGUCUACGGUACACUGUGAAUUAUUACAAUUAAUGGAGAAUUAUAUAAAAAUCUACACGAUUAUAUUGUAUAUGAGGUUGCAUUGCAUAUUCACACUUAUCACCCAGCACAUGCAUUUUAUUCGACUGAAGAAAAAAAAAAAUAACAAAAAAAUAUCAAUGACAUAAAUAUUCAUUAAAGUAUACCCAUUAUUAUCUUGUUGGUUUCAAGUGACAGUCAGGGUACAGAGAGAGUAUAAAAAUUUUUUAAAAUUGAUCGACGUGUAAUUUAUAAUCAAUCACCUCAUUAAGAUGGGUGAUAAUGUUUUGCGGACAAAAUUUACAGUAUAAUAAUUAGAGUUUCACUCGACUUUUGAUUAAUUGGUAAUCAUAGAAACGUUUAAAUAUUAAUUACUAACGAUCAUAGUUAAAAUAAAUUUAAAUGAGAAAAAAUUUAAAUUUAACGUUGGACAUUGACCAAAAAAUUUCACAUAAUAAUCAUAUAUGAUUAUCUAUAGAAAUUGUAAUAAAAAUUUAGCGAGUAUAAAGAUGUAUUAUUUCACUUAAAAGAGAAACAUUGUAUAAAAUAAUAACAUGUGGUAUUAUAAAUCAUGAGGGAUUGGGUGUAAGUUUGAGUUAAAACAAUUAAUUCUUACAUAUAAAAAAAAAUCAUGGUAUUAUCUAUAAAUACUGUAGCUAACAUAGCUAUUCUAUAUUCUAUUGUACUACUAUAAAUUUAUCAUUUUAUUCAUAUUAUGUCUGCAUCAGUGUUAAAGAAAAACAGAAGAAGAGGUAUGAGAUAUGACGUAGAUAGCCUAGAGAUUUUUCCAAAUACGUGAAUAUUAAAUAUUUACUCGAGGUUUACACAUUCUACUCGAGGUUUCUGCUCGCGACCCUACCCCCCUCCUUUUCACACCUUUACAUCAGUGACACUUUUUGAAGCAUUCAAAUCCCUUUUGGAUAGCAAUCAAGUGAAAAUAAUGAAAAAGAAAUGGGGUUUAAGAUUAUUAGACAACAAAAAAAAAAACAUGUAUCAAACUAAUGAUUAGUCAUAAUUAAUAAAAUUAUUAUCAGCUUCUUUUUUCAAAUUAAAAAAAUAAUGUGCAUAUUUAAUGACAAUCACUCUCUAACCGAUUAAAUGAAAAACUAACAGCCCCAAACUAUUCAAGCUGCCACGCACUUCUCACCUAUAUUUCAAAUACUUGAUUAUUUUUUAUUGAUGAUCACUAAUGUCUUCUCUUUUAAACUAUAAAUAAUGACGGCGUUCACUUAAUUAUUAUUCCUCACGCCCAAAAAGAAACUUCCAAUGACACUUAAAUAUUAUUGUAUUAGUCUUCAUAAAUGUUAAACAAAUGCCGCCGUCAUAUUUCGCUUCUCAUUUUCCUAUCGUCUUAUUGCCCUUCUUUUCUAUAAUUCCCGGUAGAUCAAAAUGUGCCCACAAUGUUUAUUGCUGAUCCCACUGGAUUCUAAUUUUUGUAAUUAAAUGUGUAAAAUAAAUAUUUUUACUAGUCAAUUGUCAUUGCACUCUUGAAAGAAAAUUAUAAUAAAUAAAGAGUAAAUUAAAAAAAAAAAGUGAUUAAUAUUGAUAUAUAGCUAUAUUAAACUAUUUAAAACUUUUUUUCAACCUCCUGUGUGUGGAUCAGCAUGACAAUGAGGGUCCUUGACUAUCGGUUUUGCCCAUUGGAUGAAUAUAAAAAGACUAAAAUAAUAAGUUAUAAAAAUCAUUAUUGGGCCAGGAAUUGCGUUGCAAAUCACAAUCAGCUCAGCUCCGGCAAGACAAAUCAUUUUUUAAAAAGAGAACAAUUGUCAGAGCGGGCGUUUUACGGUUAAGCUCUUAGUAAGUUCAUUAGGUUUAGUAGAUGAAAAAAAUAAAAAAAAUCCCCUCGAAACAAAUGACGUAUCUCACUUGAGAUUAAGUAAACAAAAAUAAAAAUAUCCCUCACAAUCAAAGUCAUAAUUGUUAAGAAUUGAAAUGUACAGAAACUGUAUUAAAAAACAUUGCAAAAGAUAGAGAAAACAGAUGAAGCAUAUUUAAACAAGUGGGUAUGAAUGUACAAAAAAAAAUAAGCAUAAAAUUAUGGAAAUAAUUCACCUCGAGUGAUUGCGCGUUUAUGUUUAAUGGAAAAAAACAAUAGAAAAUAAAUUACAAGUUGCAAUGUCAUCUGAUGCAGCAACUGAUCAUAUGAUCGAGUAGAUGAUAAUAUGUUAGGAAUAAAAUCCACGUAUAAUUUUAUGAUACGUGAGACUGCGUCACUUUUUUCUUUUUUACACCUAAUAUAUAUGUAAUAAACAAAAAUAUAUAUAAAUAUAUAAAUAUUAACAGG